AUGGCUGAUAGUGAUGAAAAUCCAAUGGAGUGCAAUGAAUUUGGGCUCUCAAACGAGGAGACCGUUUCGCUGUUUAGUGCUUCACUCAAUAAAGCGCUAGAAAAACAAAGUAAUGUGAUCGUGAGUACAAUUACGGGACUUACAGAACAACUAGGAAAAAGUAUUGCCUUGAAAAGUGCAGGACACGUGCCUGAGUCCAGAAAAACAUUUGAAUUUAAGCAUGAGGGGCAUAAGAUUCAAUUCGCUUUUAACCAAGAUAGACUUUCUAAGUUGUCUGAAAUUGAAGUACUCAUUCAGGAGGGGGAUUUUACAAAGACCGCAGCAGUUAUUGCGGAAGAAAAGACUGUCCUACAGCAGAGAAACAAAAUUUUAAAAAUCGCCGACCGUCACGGAUGGGAUACUGUGCACGAGUAUCUCGAUGACCCCUUGGCGGAUAAUACUGAAGACGCCGCUAAGCUUCGUUACGUGGAUUCCAGUUCCAAAGAGAUCGUGGUGGAUGUUUCUACUGUUGGCAAGUCGGACACAUGGUUAGAGACUGUCCCUACCUUAAAGGACAGCCCAUCCCCUCCUUGCCAACAUCAACUACAAGUGGAACCUCUAAGCAAUGAAAAUAGUGAAAUGCGCAGUGUUUGGACAGAAAUUCAGGAAAUGAAAAAGGACAACAGACUUUAUUUAGCAGCAUCAGAUAUUCAGCACAUAAUCAGAAAAGGGAAGAGUGAUAGUUCAAAUAAAAUGUACGACGCAUAUUUUAAAAAGUUUAGGACCUGGUGUUCAGAUCAUGGUGUUUCUUAUUUACCCGCGGCAGUGAGUACGGUGGCCGUUUUUCUUAGCAGUCUCGUGCAGCAGUCGGUGUCAGAAUCAGUGUUAUCAGCCUAUUUUUACAGUAUCAAGUGGUUCCACGAUUUCAAUGUGUGCGCUAAUCCGUGUGAUACAAAAAUUCUGCAUAUGGUUAUGGAAGGGGGAAAAAGAAUCUUUAGUAAGCCAAUUCAGAAGAAAGAACCCAUAACGCCCGAAAUUUUGGAGCAGAUCAUAAGCAAAUACGGUGAUGACAGUCGAAAAAAUAACUUAUUAAGUGUAAGAGUGUGUGCUAUGUUUCUGAUGGGGUUUGUGGGAUUUUUAAGGUUUCAUGAAUUAGCUAAUUUAAGAGUAAGAAAUAUUUCUUUUCAUGAUUUUUAUAUGCGUUUACAUAUUGAGAGUAGCAAAACUGACGUUUAUAGACGGGGUAAUGAUGUUCUCAUUGCAAGUACAGGUAAUGCUACAUGUCCCGUGUUUUGGACAAAACAUUAUUUACAAUUAGCGGAAAUAUCAGAAAAACCAGACGAUUUCGUUUUUAGGUCUGUACGUUAUUUCAAAUCAGGUAAAUGUCACAGACUUUGUAGUAUCAACAAACCUAUUUCUUACACCAGGGCACGUGAAAUAUUACUUGAUUCUUUAUCGUUCAUUGGUUUGGAUCCAAAACUGUUUGGUCUACAUAGUUUACGUAGCGGUGGCGCUACUUCUGCAGCUUCAUGUGGGGUAAAUGACAGGUUAUUAAAAAUACAUGGUCGUUAGAAGACAGAAUUUUCAAGGGACAAUUAUAUUAAGGAUUCUGUAUCAAAGCAGUUGAAUGUUACAAAGAAUCUACGCAUAUAAGUUACGUUCUAUGUGUAUAUAAUUAUUAAAAUUAUUUUUUGUGAACUUAUGUUUGUUUAUAUAUAUAGUUGUAAUUGCACGGUAUGUAAUCAGCCCAAUUAUAUUAUCUCUUUGAAUCUCUAAGCACUAGCGAGCAGCGUUCCUACUUAAUAUAUGUUGUGUUUUAUUAAUUUAGCACUUCAUUGAUUUAUAUUCGGACGAACGAAGUGAGGGAGAAUAUAAUUAAAAUUAUGUGCGGCAUGGUAUUAUGUAGCGUGUUCAAAAAGUUUCUUUGAAAGUCACGUGAUUAUAUAGGGUAUAAAUAG
Saccostrea echinata is the source of this 1937-nucleotide messenger RNA. RefSeq names its product integrase/recombinase xerD homolog. Bases 1 to 1551 code for a protein of 516 amino acids. The record is from RefSeq and is a predicted model, not a curated record. Gene Ontology annotation, molecular function: DNA binding. Gene Ontology annotation, biological process: DNA integration; DNA recombination. Lineage: Eukaryota; Metazoa; Mollusca; Bivalvia; Ostreida; Ostreidae. The transcript has 3 exons.